This is a messenger RNA of Pyrus x bretschneideri (Chinese white pear), 1142 nucleotides long. RefSeq lists its product as uncharacterized. The record is from RefSeq and is a predicted model, not a curated record. The transcript has a single exon. The coding region runs from base 197 to 913 and encodes 238 amino acids. NCBI's taxonomy places the organism in Eukaryota, Viridiplantae, Streptophyta, Magnoliopsida, Rosales, Rosaceae.
UUCUUUCCAAGUUAAUUUCCUCUCUAUUUCUUUCCUGAUUUCCUCUCUAUAGACCACCCCUUCUCCUCCACUAGUCCUCCUCACAUUUCUCUCUCUCUCUCUCUCUCUCUCUCUCUCUCUCUAAUCUUGCUCAGUGCCUUGCCUGGCCUUGUGCCUCAUCAGUCGCUCAGUAUUGUGUGGAAGUACAUAAGAUAUAAUGGGUGGAUGCUGGUCUAUAGUCCUCGUCAGGGGGACUAGUUCUAGCGGAAGAGAUGAUGAUGAAUCGUCGUCCACUGCCAAAGUAAUCUACAUGAACGCAAGUGUCCACGAAUACCCGGUUCCCCUUAAUGUCUCCGAAGUCCUUGAGGCCGACCAAUCGUCGUCUUUGUUUAUAUGUCAUUCCGACAGUUUGUAUUACGACAGUUACAUUCCGGCAUUAGAUUCCGAAGAUCCGCUGGAGGCCAAUCAGAUCUACUUUGUACUCCCCAGAUCCAAGCUUCAAAGCCGCCUCAGUGCCACCGAUAUGGCGGCCCUGGCGGUUAGAGCCAGCCUCGCCCUCCAGAAAAUUAAUACCAAAGCAUCUUCUUCUUCUUCCUCCUUCAAGAAAGAAAAGGGAAACAAAAAGGAAAAUAAGGGAAGCGGAUACCGUAAUUACAAAAAGGCCCGCAUUUCUCCGGUGAUUGAGAUGAAUAAUAAUAAAUAUGCAAACUCGUCGGCCGAGGGCGACGGAGGUGAUUUGAGCAUGAAUGGAUUAACGAUUGGAGGUGGAGGGUCAUUAGCGUACAAAGGCCAGAAGAUGAUGAGUUGUAGCGGCCGCGGCGGUGGGUCAUCGUCGGUUAGGAAAUUGCGGAGAUACACAUCGAGAAAGGCAAAGUUGGCUACUCGUUCUUUUAGGCUUAGAUUGUCAACCAUUCACGAAGGCUCCGUCCUCUGAUCAAUUCCCUAUGAUUCAGUUUCACCCUCGCUAAUUACUUCCGGUUUUGUAAAUUUAUAACCGUAUAUUGUACAUUAAAAAAUGUUAAGAGUAUACAAGUCAUCAAUUUAGUUAUUGAUAAAUUAAGAUUGAGAAUUAUGAUUUACCACCUUAAAUUUGGGCUCAAUUACAACUUUAUACAAUAUCUUGAAAACAUUUCAAUCGUACAUUUACUUUUAUUUCAUUUCAA